Molecule: messenger RNA, 2062 nt
Organism: Hevea brasiliensis (rubber tree)
Lineage: Eukaryota; Viridiplantae; Streptophyta; Magnoliopsida; Malpighiales; Euphorbiaceae
Product: 5'-adenylylsulfate reductase 3, chloroplastic
Exons: 4
Coding region: 93-1484 (463 amino acids)
Molecular function (GO): phosphoadenylyl-sulfate reductase (thioredoxin) activity
Source: RefSeq, a predicted model, not a curated record
UUCUAUAAUGCAGAGAUAAAACACACACAACAGAGAGAAAUAUAAUUAAAUAAUUUUCAUUUCUAGAGAAUUCAAGUUCUCUGUAUUCUUUAAUGGCUUUCAGUGUUGCCUCUUCUUCUUCUUCUACAAUUUCUGCUACCAAUUAUUCGCUCUCCUCUGAGCUCAAAGCUCUCCAAAUUGGUUCAUUGCGGCUGUUGGGUCGCCCGGCCGCCGUCAGCCUUUCUCAACGGAGAUGCUCGGUGAAGCCGGUGAACGCGGAGUCCAAACGGAAUGACUCCAUUGUCCCGCUUGCGGCAGCUAUAGCUGAGUCUGAGGUAGCAGAGAAAAUAGAGGUGGAAGACUAUGAACAAUUGGCCAAGGUGCUUGAGAACUCUUCACCUUUGGAGAUUAUGGAUAAGGCUCUUGAGAAGUUUGGCAAUGAUAUUGCUAUUGCAUUCAGUGGUGCUGAAGAUGUUGCUUUGAUAGAGUAUGCUAAGCUAACCGGUAGACCCUUUAGGGUGUUCAGUCUGGACACUGGGAGGUUGAACCCAGAAACCUAUAAGUUCUUUGACACUGUUGAGAAUCACUAUGGCAUCCAUAUUGAAUACAUGUUUCCUGAUGCUGUUGAAGUUCAAGCUUUGGUAAGGAGCAAGGGCCUGUUCUCUUUCUAUGAGGAUGGGCACCAGGAGUGCUGCCGUGUGAGAAAGGUGAGGCCCUUGAGGAGGGCUCUCAAGGGGCUACGUGCUUGGAUCACUGGCCAAAGAAAAGAUCAGUCCCCAGGCACUCGGUCUGAAAUUCCUGUUGUUCAGGUGGACCCAGUUUUUGAGGGAAUGGAUGGUGGAGUUGGUAGUCUGAUCAAGUGGAACCCAAUGGCAAAUGUUGAGGGACAAAAUGCAUGGAACUUCCUUCGAGCCAUGAAUGUGCCUGUAAACUCACUUCAUUCACAAGGUUAUGUGUCAAUUGGAUGCGAGCCUUGCACAAGACCAGUUCUUCCAGGCCAACAUGAGAGAGAAGGAAGAUGGUGGUGGGAGGAUGCUAAGGCUAAGGAAUGUGGGCUUCACAAAGGAAAUCUGAAGCAUGAUGAUCUAGCACAACUCAAUGGCAAUGGAAAUGGGGCUACCUAUUCAAAUGGAGCUGCUGGAGUUGCUGAUAUCUUCAACUCGCAGAAUUUGGUCAAUUUGAGCAGUUCUGGAAUAACGAAUUUGUUAAGAUUGGAGAACAGAAAGGAACCAUGGAUUGUUGUUCUUUAUGCCCCAUGGUGCCAAUUCUGCCAGGGCAUGGAAAAUUCCUAUCUUGAAUUGGCUGAUAAGUUGGCAGGGAGUGGAGUGAAGGUGGGGAAAUUCAGGGCUGAUGGUGAUCAGAAAGAAUUUGCUAAGCAAGAAUUACAGCUGGGAAGCUUUCCAACAAUACUUUUCUUUCCCAAACACUCCUCUCGGCCUAUUAAAUACCCCUCAGAGAAGAGGGAUGUAGAGUCCUUGAUGAGGUUUGUCAAUGCUCUCCGGUGAUGGUGGAAAUCGAAGGCAAUUUGAUAGACGGUUUGUUGAAUCAUUUGAACACUGAAGUCCAAGGUUGUCUUUGAUCUUUGCAAAUUCAUCAUAUCUAGCGAUCAGGAUGUCAACUCCCAGGCACAAAUGGAAUAAUGGGGGAGGCAGCGGGCCUCAACCUUAAGCAUAACUUAAUGGUUUGCUUGUUCCAGCACUAGGAGCCUUGGGAACUCAGAUCUCUCCUCCCUUUCCCCGCUUUUCCUUCCCUGCAAAUUGUGUGAGAGUCAGUUUUAGGCCAGAGUUUUGAAUUUUUUAGUCUCUAGAGUUUGUUGAGUCAUCUGUAUGUAGAAGGAGAAGUAGAGCUAUUGGAUCCAAUUAUUUUUGGUACAUCGUUAUCUGAAUUUUCAGCCCACUGUUGUAAGGGGAGAUGGGAAUUGCCAUUGUUAAGUACAGAAUUUUUGAUGCUUUGCAGGUACUGUUAAAGUUUAGGACCUCCAUAGCAAUGUAAGAGAUCAUGGAGUCAGAAAUGUUAAGGUCUUAGUUUGAAUUUGAAUGGAAGGCAAUUGAAAAAUAAAAUAGUAAAUAUAUUCCAAGCUCCA